Odocoileus virginianus texanus is the source of this 2309-nucleotide messenger RNA. RefSeq names its product nuclear envelope integral membrane protein 1 (gene NEMP1). The record is from RefSeq and is a predicted model, not a curated record. NCBI's taxonomy places the organism in Eukaryota, Metazoa, Chordata, Mammalia, Artiodactyla, Cervidae. Gene Ontology annotation, cellular component: nuclear envelope.
GAGGCCUGCACUGGGUGAAAAGCGGUCCUGGGGGCUCCGCCUUGCUUCACUGGCUUCCUCGAUUUCAUUGGUUAAAAGGAAGGUGACCCUAGGACCAAACGGACAGACAGAACUGCCACUGGAAAGGGAGCAACCUGUUCAUUCAGGAAAUUAGCAACACCUGAGCAUAUGCAGUCAGGACUCUGGGCGCGGUGGCUGAGCAGCCGAAAUUGAUUUAAAUGUGGUCAUGCUUAAGGAAUCCAGAGUUGUUCAUAUGAAUGCCAGUCAACAAUCCUGUUACGAAAAUGUGCUUAUCCCAAAGUGGCAUGAUGUAUGGACACGGAUACAGAUCCGGGUAAAUAGUUCCAAACUGGUCCGAGUCACCCAGGUGGAGAAUGAAGAGAAACUGAAGGAGCUAGAGCAGUUUAGUAUCUGGAACUUUUUUUCCUCCUUUUUAAAAGAGAAAUUGAAUGACACCUAUGUUAAUGUGGGUCUGUACAGCAGAAAAACCUGCCUCAAAGUUGAGAUUUUAGAGGAAGACACCAAAUACAGUGUCAUUGUGACUCGGAGAUUUGACCCCAAACUCUUCCUCAUUUUCCUCCUUGGAUUUACACUAUUUUUUUGUGGAGACUUGUUGAGCAGAAGUCAAAUCUUCUACUAUUCUACUGGGAUGAGUGUGGGAAUUGUGGCCUCUUUACUAAUCAUCAUUUUUAUAGUGUCCAAGUUUAUGCCCAAGAAAAGUCCCAUUUACAUCAUCCUGGUAGGAGGCUGGUCCUUUUCUCUAUACCUCAUUCAGCUAGUUUUUAAAAAUUUACAAGAGAUCUGGAGGUGUUACUGGCAGUAUCUUUUAAGCUAUGUCCUCGCAGUUGGGUUCAUGAGUUUUGCAGUCUGUUACAAGUAUGGGCCUUUGGAGAAUGAACGAAGUAUCAACCUGCUGACCUGGACCUUGCAGCUGCUGGGCCUGUGUUUCAUGUAUUCCGGCAUCCAGAUACCACACGUUGCCCUUGCCGUUAUCGUCACUGCACUGUGUUCUAAGAACCUGGAGUACCCUAUUCACUGGCUGUACAUCACCUACAGAAAGAUGUGUAAAGCAACAGAAAAGACUGUUCCCCCUCGUCUUCUGACAGAAGAAGAAUAUCGGCUACAAGGAGAGGUGGAGACCCGAAAGGCUUUAGAGCAGCUUAGAGAAUACUGCAACAGUCCAGACUGCUCAGCUUGGAAGACUGUUUCUCGAAUUCAGUCUCCAAAGAGGUUUGCUGACUUCGUGGAAGGUUCUUUCCACCUUACACCCAAUGAGGUUUCUGUCCACGAGCAGGAGUAUGGCCUAGGGAGCAUUAUUGCCCAGGACGAGCUCUCUGAAGAAACGUCCUCCGAGGGGGAGGAUUCCGAUCCUCGGUACCCCGGGCAGCAGAACAACUCCCUGACUCGGGUGGACUGACCGCCGCUCGGCGGCCCAGGCGGCCUGUGUUUGGUGUACAGUUGCUUCUCAAGUCUUUGAAGCCGGGUGAGGGACUGCAGGAAUUCUUCCACGGAAACUAGAGGCCUGAGUAGACCUCCCUCUGGAAGUGGUCUCGGUGGGGCCUCGGGGGGCUCCCGAGGAAGCAGAGCGGAUAACAUAGUGGCUGCUUCCCGGUGCCUCCCGUUGGCUCAGCUCUCAGCCCACGUUUUUGUUUCCGGAGAAACUGGAUUGCCACAACUCGCCCAGGGCAGUCCAGUUCCUCUUUGAAGUUGGCUCAGUGUGGCACUUCAGACUUGGAAGUGAUACCUGUUACAUGUGAAUUCAUGCUUUCAGACUAUGGCCACAUCUUCAGAGACAAAUCCACAAAUCUGAGCCUCUUACUUCUGCUUUCAUUUCAGUGACUUUAGCAUAAUCCUGUUUUAACUGUUCUAGGAGGAAAAUGGAUUAUCAUUUGCCUGUCUUGUUUUUUAAAUUAAUACAUUUUAAAAAGUGAAACUAUGUUCCAGCACUAGCAGGUGCUCCAGAGUGACCAGCCUCCCACAUAUUUAUUAAUAUGGGUUGUCCAUUAAAGCCCCAGUAACUCUUGUCCUGAACUUUGAGUUAAUUCUCACACCUAUGAUAUUCUAAGUCCUGCUUACUUUAGGAACAUGCCUGCAGGCGCUUCUGUAGAUGAGCUCUGUUGGGGGUUUUAUUAUAUUGCAUUGGCCAACAAGUUUGGGAUUUUCCAUAAGCUCCUUAUGGAAACAAAUUUUUUGGCCAACCCAGUAUUUAACUUCCAAUUCCAAAUAGGCUUUCAGGCAUCCCUUCCAGUUCCUCUUUGUUCCCUUUGCCCUUUCAAGAAUGGUCUAUUCUCUCACGUCUGAGUAUGUAC